Molecule: messenger RNA, 939 nt
Organism: Drosophila innubila
Lineage: Eukaryota; Metazoa; Arthropoda; Insecta; Diptera; Drosophilidae
Product: zinc finger protein 593 homolog
Exons: 2
Coding region: 285-815 (176 amino acids)
Molecular function (GO): zinc ion binding; nucleic acid binding
Source: RefSeq, a predicted model, not a curated record
UUGUGCACGUCAGUGUGUACGCACCUAACCCCCAUCAGCAGUGACACAGUGUGCACCUAACAGUUUUAGUUUUAAUAAUUAUUUGUGCGCAGUAGAUUGCAAUAAACGUUGUUUAUUAAAUAAUUGUUAUUCUAAUUUUCGCAAUUUGAGCUGUUUACCACCUGUCGGGCCUGCAAGCGCCGUUGUGCAAAACAAAAACACGUGUAGUCGCUGGGACUGCAAAACAAAACAGGGUCUCAUUUUAUUUGUUUUAUAAGAAGUCAAUACUAAAAAAACUCUUCAAGAUGGGUAUGGUACAGAAGCGUAAGAAGAUGCACUAUGGCGACACGCAUCUGCAGCGUCGCUGGCGUGUACGCAACCGCAGAAGAGAUCUGGAUCAAAUCGAUGAUGAUAUGCGCACUCGCAGCGCGGAACUGAUCAACCAGAAUGUGGACUUGGAUAAGCCGGGAUUUGCGCAGUUCUACUGUGUGCACUGUGCCAAGUACUUUAUCGAUGACACAUCUAUGCAGGCGCAUUUCCGCACCAAAGUGCACAAGCGUCGCAUGAAGGCGCUCGAAACAGAACCGUAUAGCAUCGAGGAGUCGGAGCGUGCAGCUGGACGAGGCAGCUUCCAGAAGCCCAAAAAGCGUGUCAUCGAGACACAGCCCAGCAAGGAAGAUGUCAUCGCUGGCAAACGCAUCAAAGUCGUCGAAGUUCCCGAAGACAACACAGACAACAACACCAUGGAGGAGGAGGCGCAAGAGGAGAAGACAACUGAAAAGCCAACGCCAUCCAAGAAAGCUACCAGAAAGAGAGCUAAAAAAUUGGCAACAUAAAUUGCAUCAGUUUGUAGGACUUAGUUACGUAGACAACAAAUAGCAUACAAUUAUUAAUUUUUUAUGUAUGUAAACUUGAUGAAAAUAAUGUUUAGUUUCCGAAAUAUAAAUGCAAAAGUUACAA